GGAGGGCCCGGCGGGGGGGGGGCGGAGCUGCCCGCCGUACCGAGCCGUGCCGGCCCGGCAUGGCUUCCCGGGAGCGGCUCUACGAGCUUUGGAUGCUCUACUUCGCCAAGAAGGACCUCUCCUACCUGCAGCAGUGGCUGGAAGCCUUCGUCAUGAACUUUGAGAAGAUCAUCGCCCUGCCCUCGCUGGAGCCCAGGAGGCCGGAGGAGUCGGUGUCGGAGAUCCCGGUGCUGCCGCGGGAGGUGCUGGUGGUGCUGAGCCAGCGGCUGGGACAGUGCGUGGUCCAGAUCCCGCAGGAGGAGGGCGCUGGGACCAGCCUGGGGCAGGCGCUGCUGCUCCUCAAGUUCUUCAUCAUCAUCUGCAGGAACCUGGAAAACAUCCAAGCGGACAAAACCCCCGGCUUCAUCCCGGAGGUGCUGAAGCUGCUGCGGGUCUGCGGGAACAAGCUGAGGAGUACACAAGAGGAGGAGCGGAGCGGGACGCAGCUGGAGAGCGGGAUGCUCUACGCCCUGCACCUCUGCGAGUGCCUCUUCGACCCCUACCAGACCUGGCGCCGGCAGCUCAGCGGGGAAGUCAUCAGCCCGAAGGAGAAGAGUAAAUACAAGUUCGCCCCGGCCCCUUUGCCCCCCGAGUUCGGCGUCUUCUUCCAAGAGAGUUUCCAAGCCGGAGGGCAGCUCCCCGAAACGCUCCAGCUCCGGCUUAUCCAUCUUUUUGGGGCCAUCCUCUCCGGAUCCAAGCCCAACGCGCUGCGGGCCAUCACGCCGGCGGCGGUGGAGGUGCUGCUGGGGGUGCUGCGACGGGGAGGCGGGGAGAACCCCCCGGUCCCCGGUUUGCUGGAGUUGGCGUUACGCGGCGUGGUGGCCGUGGUCCACGUGCUCCACGGCAGCAGUCCCGGCGCCGGCCCUGUGCCCUUGCGUGUCCUCCUGGAUGGUUACUUCAGGGUGCUCAAUUCGGACCUGCCGGCAGCUUCCUUGGCACCGGAAGCGGCCGGUGGCCUCAUCGCUCUCCGUGUCCUCAUGCUGGAUGCCAUCCCGGCCAUGCUGAGCUGUGAGGACCGGCCAGUCCUACAAGCCGUCUUUCUCAGCAACAACUGCUUCGAGCACAUCAUCCGGCUCCUCCAAAACAGCAAGCUCUACCUCGGCAGCUCGCGGGAGACGGGUGAAGCCCAGGACGAGGUCCCCACGCAACCACCAGACAGAGAUGGGCUCCAGCAGGUCUUCAACAGCAGCUCUGAUGCCAUCGCGGUCCACGCCAUCGGGGUGCUUACUGCCAUCAUGAGCAACUCACCCUCAGCCAAGGAGGUGUUCAAGGAGCGCAUUGGCUAUGCCCACCUCUACGAGGUCUUGAGGAGCCAGGGCCAGCCCACCCAACGCCUGCUCCAGGAGCUCCUCAACAUGGCAGUGGAAGGCGACCACAGCUCCUUCCCGGUGCGCCCCAUCCGCAACGAACAGCCCCUGCUCAUCCUGCUGGCCUGGCUGCCAGCGUUGGAGUGCCAGGAGCUGCAGGUCUUCCUCUUGGGCCAGCUGCGGCGGCUCUGCGAAGCCUCCUUGCCCAGCCGCCUCACCUGCGUCAAGGCAGGCAUGGUGGGCUCCCUGCUGGGUGCCCUGGCCACCGAACCGGCGCUGCCGGUUGCCUGCUCGGAAAAUCUACUGGAGCUGCUGCGGGCAUUGGGCAGCCUCUCCAUCCGCCCCGGGGAGCUGCGGCAGCUGCUGCGGCUGUUGCGGCACGAGCGGGGUCGGGGACCGCAUCCCUAUGCGGCACCCGUCAUCCGGGCGCUCUCGGGGAUGGCACGGGUCGAGGGCCCCCCCCGGGCGCUGCAGUGCUUCGACCUGACGCCCGGCAUGGCAGGGAUCAUGGUGCCCGCUGUCCAGAAGUGGCCCGGCGGUGCCUUCGCCUUCCACGCAUGGUUGUGCCUGAGCGAGGAGGAGCCCGAGCCACUGGUGAGGCCGAAGAGGAGGCAGCUCUAUAGCUUCUUCACGGCCGGCGGGACGGGCUUUGAGGCGUUCUUCACCGCCGGCGGCGUGUUGGUGGUGGCCGUCUGUACCAAGAAGGACUACAUGACAGUGGCAUUGACGGAGUUUGCCUUCAACGACUCGGCUUGGCACUGUGUUGACAUUGUCCAUGUCGCCGGCCGCCGGCCCUUUGGCCAGAACAUCGUCAGCAUCUACACCGAUGGGCACCUGCGGAAGACGGCGCAGCUCCGCUUCCCCUCCCUCCACGAGUCCUUCACCUCCUGCUGCAUUGGCUCUGCGGGCCACCGGACCACCACCACCACUGCCACCACCACCACCAGCCACCCGCCGGCAUCCCACAGACCGGAGAUGGUCUUCCCCCCGCGCCCCGCACUCGGCCGCUCCCAGUCGGUCCCCGCCGCUCUGGGACCCCACUCCUGGACCCCCACUCAGCCCCCUACCGAGGGGGUGGUGGCCACCACCGCAGCUGGCAGCCAGGACACCGAGUGGGGCAGCCCCACCUCCCUGGAAGGUCACCUGGGCUCCGUGGCCAUCUUCUGUGAGGCUCUGCAGCAAGCCCAGGUCAAGGCGCUCUUCUGCACAGGUCCAAAUGUCACAUCACCGUUUACACUGGAAGGUGACUUGGCGGAGCUCAGCAGCAAGCUCUUGCUGUACUACACCCCACAGGCCUGCAGGAACAACAUCUGCUUGGACCUCUCUCCCAGCCACGGUUUGGACGGGAGGCUGACAGGGCACAAGGUGGUCAACUGGGACAUCAAGGACGUGGUCAACUGCGUGGGUGGAAUGGGUGUGCUACUGCCCCUGCUCGAGCAAGUGGUGUCCAAGAAGGAGGAGCCCGAGGAUGAGCAGGAGACCAACGACCUGGUGGGACCAGAGCUGACAUCCUCCAGGAACGCCCAGGGCAUGCUCAUCCCGCUGGGCAAGUCCUCAGAGAGCAGGCUGGAGAGGAACAGCGUGGCCGCCUUCCUGCUGCUGGUGAAGAACUUCAUCCAGAAUCACCCAGUGAACCAGGAGAGCCUGGUGCAGUGCCAUGGGCCGGCCAUCAUCGGGGCGCUGCUGCAGAAGGUCUCUGGUCAACUGCUGGACAUGAGCACGUUGAUGGCCUCACAGAUCCUCAUGGAGCAGGUGGCCUCUGAGGGCAGCGGGUUCCUGCUGCAUCUCCUCUACCAGCAUCUCCUCUUCGAUUUCCGCAUCUGGAGCAACAGCGACUUUGCCGUCCGCUUAGGUCACAUCCAGUAUCUGGCCAACGUCAUCAAGGACCACAAGCAACGCAUCCGCAAGAAGUACGGGGUGCAGUACAUCCUCGACUCCAUCCGGACGUACUACGGCACCUCCAGGGAGAAGACCAUGGCCACCGAUGACAUCAAGACAGUGCAGACAUCUCUCUUCAGUCUGGUGAAGGACUUCUUCUGCAGGAGCUUCUCCGGGGAGGAGAUGCAGAGCUUGCUGAGCUACCUAGCGGGGGCACAAGAUGAGCAGCAGGUCUGCGGGGCGCUGGAGGUGAUCCACAGCUUGCUGAAGGGCUCGCCUGCCCAGGAGCAGCUCUUUGCCUUCCUCUUUGAGCCAGGCCACGUGGAGGUCCUCUUCUCGCUGCUGGUGCAGAAGAAGUUCUCGGAUGAAGUGCGGGAGAGGGUAUUCAAGGUCCUCUAUAAGAUGCUGAAGUACGAGAAGGUCCCUGAGCGCAGCAAGAACCGCCUGAAGCUGAAGGACAUUGGGUACCAGGGGCUCAUCGCCUGCCUCAGUGACAUCCCCGGCUCCAUGCUGCUCUUCCGCUGCCUCUCAGAGCAGGUCCUCGGGGCAGACCCUCCCAACUACAAGGACUUGGUGGCCGUGGUUUACCUGUCCCACCGGGCUGAGCUGACCGUCCGGCUCGAUAUCUGCCGCAAGCUCUUCCACUUGAUCUACGCGCAGCAGGACAUGGUGAAGCAGCUGGCCAGGUUGGCCGGCUGGCAGGACACACUCACCAAGCUCUACGUCAAAGAGUCCUACGAGUCCCGCCAGCACAGCCUCAGCAUUGCAGGCAACGGGGGCUGCCUGGAGCUCCUCAACCUCUCGGACCCCCCCGGCAAAGAGGGGACGAGCCCUCCGCCGGCUGAGCUGCAGGAGCUGGAUGUCUUCCUGCCGCUGGGCUAUGAGGCCUCAGACCAGGAGCUCUCCGAGGGCUUCUCUGACCACUCCAUCUCCCCAAGCGGCCGCACCAAGUCCUUCCACUCUUACAACUUCAAGUCUUUCGACUCCUCCGACCGGGCCAGCCGCUCGUCCUCCAACCCUGGUGAUGGACCUCCCUUUGAUGGCGUCUACCACCCUCUCUCACCCUUCUCCACCUCACCCUUCGACCUGGGGCUCGACCUGGCCAGCACUAGCUCCAUCGCCACAGCCGAGAGUGGCACGCAGACCCCCGCCAGUGGCCCCGACACCCCCUCACCCCUGGAGAGCUUCAAGCCCUUCCCAGGAAUGCGAGCACGCAAGAGCUCCAGCCUCUCAAACGUCCUAGAUGAGAGCAGCUACCAGGACGCGCUGCCCAGUGACAACGUUUCCAACACCAGCAACCCCCAGCAAACACCCGAGGAGGAGCUGUGCAACCUCUUGACCAACAUCGUCUUUUCGGUGACCUGGCGUGGGGUGGAGGGCUGGGAUGACGCGGCAUGGAGGGAACGUGGGCAGGUCUUCUCUGUCCUCACCAAGCUGGGGACAGCGUGCGAGCUGGUGCGUCCCCCCGAUGAGAUCAAGCGCAGCCUGCUGGAGAUGAUGCUGGAGUCGGCGCUGACGGACCUGAAGGAGUCGGGGCCGACCACCCUGCCCGGUCUCACCCACAACGCCCUCAAGCUGCUGCGGCUGCUCCAGGACUUCUUGUUCUCCGAGGGACACAACAACCAGGCCCUGUGGAGCGAGAAGAUCUACGAGGGGGUGAGCAGUCUGCUGGACAAGCUGGGAGUCUGGUACCACCUGGCCAACGGCACCUCUGACCUCAAGGAGAUGGCCCAGACGGGUCUACGCAUCCUCGUGGGCUACAUCAUGCUGCAGGACCCCCAGCUGCACUCGCUGGCGUACGUGAAGCUCCACAGCCUGCUUCAGACCGCCUCAGCCCCCAAAAAGGAUGAGGCUUGCUACUUGCUGGGCAAGCUGGAGACCCCACUGCGACGCUCGCUGGAAGCCAAGUCGGAGACCUUCUCCUGGUUGGUGCCCAUCGUCCGGACGCUCAUGGACCAGUGCUAUGAGACCCUACAGCUGCAGCUGUUCCUGCCUUCGCUGCCCCCCACCAAUGGCAGCCCCACUUUCUACGAGGACUUCCAGCUCUUCUGCACCACCCCGGAGUGGAGGGGCUUCAUCGAGAAGCACGUGCAGCCCACCAUGGCCCAGUUUGAGAUGGACACCUUCGCCAAGAGCCACGACCACAUGUCCAAUUUCUGGAACGCCUGCUACGAUGCCAUGAUGAGCAGCUCUCAGCGGCGGGAGCAGGAGAAGGCGGCCAGCCGCAAGAUGUUCCAGGAGCUGGUGCUGGAGCCAGUGGCAAAACGCUCCAAGGCAGAAAACGCCCGGCACGCCAACGUGCUCAAGCAAGCCAACAACCACCACGGCACCGUGCUGAAGCAGUGGCGGUCCCUGUGCCGCCUCCUCACCUCGCCCCGCUCCGCCUGGGCUGACCGGAACCCACCAGAGGUUCGCUGGAAGCUGUCGAGCGCCGAGACCUAUUCUCGGAUGAGGUUGAAGCUGGUGCCUAACCUGAAUUUCGACCAACACUUGGAGGCCAGCGCCCUACGGGACAACUUGGGAGCCGACCACCUCCACAACCCCACCGAGUCCCUCCCGCUCGCCAUGGCCAAGGAGGCCAAGGUGAGCGAGCUGGAGGAUGACCAACUGGCCGAGGAGGACCUCCCCGUCCUGGACAACCAGGCUGAGCCCAAGGAGCAGAACCAGCGGGAGAAGCUGGUGGUCUCAGAGGACUGCGAACUCAUCACGACAGUGGCCGUUGUCCCCGGCCGCCUGGAGGUGACGACACAGCAUGUCUACUUCUACGAUGGCAGCAGCGAGAAGGAGGAGACGGAGGGAGGGAUCGGCUACGACUUCAAGCGCCCCUUGUCCCACCUGCGUGAAGUCCACCUGCGUCGCUACAACCUGCGCCGCUCCGCGCUCGAGCUCUUCUUCAUCGACCAAGCCAACUACUUCCUCAACUUCAAAAAAAAGGUGAGGAACAAGGUGUACUCCUGCAUCCUUGGCCUGCGUCCCCCCAGCCAGAUCUACUUCGGCAGCCGCUCGCCCCAGGAGCUGCUGAAAGCCUCAGGGCUCACGCAGAAAUGGGUCCUGCGGGAGAUCUCCAACUUCGAGUACCUCAUGCAGCUGAACACGAUCGCGGGGCGCACCUACAACGACCUCUCCCAGUACCCCGUGUUCCCCUGGAUCCUGCGGGAUUACAUCUCAGAGACCCUCGACCUCACCAACCCAGCCGUGUUUCGGGACCUGUCCAAGCCCAUCGGGGUGGCCAACGAGCGGCACGCCCGGGACGUGAAGGAGAAGUACGAGAGCUUCGAGGACCCCACGGGCACCGUAGACAAGUUCCACUACGGCACGCACUACUCCAACGCGGCGGGUGUCAUGCACUACCUGAUCCGCACCGAGCCCUUCACCACCCUCCACAUCCAGCUGCAGAGCGGCAGGUUUGACUGCUCGGACCGGCAGUUCCACUCGGUGCCAGCGGCGUGGCAAGCCCGCAUGGAGAACCCCGUGGAUGUCAAGGAGCUCAUCCCAGAGUUCUUCUACUUCCCUGAGUUCCUGGAGAACCAGAACGGCUUCGACCUGGGCUGCCUGCAGCUCUCCAACGAGAAGGUGGGCGACGUGGUGCUGCCCCGGUGGGCGCGCUCCCGUGAGGACUUCAUCUACCAGCACCGCAAAGCCCUGGAGUCAGAGUAUGUCUCAGCCCACCUCCACGAGUGGAUCGACCUUAUUUUUGGGUACAAGCAACGAGGCCCGGCCGCUGUGGAGGCCCUCAACGUCUUCUACUACUGCACCUACGAGGGGGCCGUGGACCUGGACGCCAUCGCUGAUGAGACACAGAGGAAGGCUUUGGAGGGCAUCAUCAGCAACUUUGGGCAGACGCCCUGCCAGCUGCUCAAGGAACCCCAUCCCGCCCGGCUGUCCGCAGAGAGCGCUGCCCAGAGGCUGGCCCGCCUCGACACCCGCUCACCCAACAUCUUUGAGAACCUGGACCAGCUCAAGUCCUUCUUUGUGGAGGGCAUCAGCGAUGGGGUGGCCCUGGUGCAAGCUGUGGUCCCCAAGAACCAGGCGCACUCCUUCAUCACUCAGGGAUCACCCGAUGUCCUGGUCACUGUGAGUGCCAACGGCUUGUUGGGGACCCAUAACUGGUUACCCUACGACAAGAACAUCUCCAACUACUUCAGCUUCACCAAAGACCCCACCGUCUCCAAUGCAAAGACCCAGCGUUUCCUGCAGGGCCCCUUCGCCCCCGGCGCGGAUCUCUGCUCCCGCACGCUGGCCGUGUCCCCCGACGGGAAGCUGCUCUUCAGUGGGGGACAUUGGGACAACAGCCUCCGCGUCACCUCACUGGCCAAAGGGAAGGUUGUUGGGCACAUCACCAGGCACAUAGAUGUUGUCACCUGCCUGGCGCUUGACCUCUGCGGCAUCUACCUCAUUUCUGGGUCCCGGGACACCACCUGCAUGGUGUGGCAGGUCCUACAGCAGGGUGGGUUUUCCUGCGGCUUGGCUCCCAAACCUGUCCAGGUCCUGUACGGCCACGACGCCGAGGUGACGUGUGUGGCCAUCAGCACCGAGCUGGACAUGGCAGUGUCGGGCUCCAAGGACGGCACCAUCAUCAUCCACACCAUCCGCCGAGGUCUCUUCAUCCGAUCCCUGCGGCCGCCUGGCGAGAGCUCUCCCCCCACCGUCCUCUCCCACCUGGCCGUGGGGCCGGAGGGGCAGGUGGUCGCCCAGACCGCCGUAGGUCAACGAGCCUGCUUGAAGGACAGGUUUGCGCUGCACCUCUACUCGGUGAACGGGAAGCACCUCUCCUCUGUCCCGCUGGACGAGGAGGUGACGGCCAUGUGCCUGACGGAGGAGUUCGUGGUGCUGGGGACCAUGCAGUGCGGGCUGGAGAUCCGUGACCUCCAGAGCCUCAGGGCGGCCGUGCCCCCCAUGCCCAUGCGGGUGCCCGUCCACAGCGUGUCCGUCACCAAGGAGAAGAGUCACAUCUUGGUGGGGUUGGAGGAUGGCAAGCUCAUCGUGGUGGGGGCUGGGCAGCCCGCUGAGGUGCGGCCGGGCCAGUUCCACCGGCGGCUGUGGCGUUCCACGCGCCGCAUCUCCCAGGUGUCGGCGGGAGAGACGGAAUACAACCCCCCCGAGGGCAAGUCCUAGGCUGGCACCCACCACCCACCCCCCCACCCAGGGUGUCCCGCACCCCCUGGGCGCGGAAAGACCGGGGCCGGGGGGGAAGACACCCCCCCACCGCCCCCCAAAUUUGGCGGAGGGGGGGGUGUGGGGGGGGAGGGGAGGGGGAUGCCGGAGAGCCCCACGCUCUGCCUGCGCAGCCCCUCGCCCGUGGCCUUAUCCAGCCCCCCACCCCAAUUUUAGGGGGGUGUCCCCCCCCCGAUUCCCGCGGAGGGACGGGGGCGAGGAGGAGGCGGGGACCCCUCGCUGGGAAGGGGGGUGCCAUGUCGUCGUGUGUGUCGUCGUGUCCCCCCCCGCCCCCCAGCCAUGCCCGCUGGCCAGGAGCCGGACGGUGUGUCUGUG
Messenger RNA from Chroicocephalus ridibundus (black-headed gull), 8714 nucleotides. RefSeq names its product neurobeachin like 2 (gene NBEAL2). The record is from RefSeq and is a predicted model, not a curated record. Lineage: Eukaryota; Metazoa; Chordata; Aves; Charadriiformes; Laridae. Gene Ontology annotation, biological process: intracellular protein localization. Gene Ontology annotation, cellular component: membrane; cytosol. Gene Ontology annotation, molecular function: protein kinase binding. Bases 60 to 8339 code for a protein of 2759 amino acids. The transcript is spliced from 55 exons.